GCGCCCCCUUCCGGCCGAGCCGGAAGUGGAGAGGGCUUCCCAUGACGCUCCGCGGGCCGAUCAUUCUAACGCACGGAGCUGAGGGAGGAGGUCGCGAUGGCGGCCCCGGAGCCGGAAAUCCCGUCGCCGGCCGCAGGCACUGAUCUGGAGUGGUUUGACCAGUCGGAAGAAAUUCACGGCUCCCCGGUGGAACUGCCGGAGACUGCCUCUGCCCCCGAGGCUCCCGGCUCUGCGGAGCACUGCUGCCCGAGAGACUGCAUGGUGCCGGUGGUGUUUCCCGGGCCGGUGAGCCGGGAAGGCUGCUGCCGCUUUACUUGUGAACUGCUCAAGCACAUCAUGUACCAGCGCCAGCAGCUGCCUCUGCCCUACGAACAGCUGAAGCACUUCUACCGAAAACCUUCUCCCCAGGCAGAAGACGUGGUGAGGAAGAAGCCGCGGACGGCUGCCGAGGCCAGCAGCAGGAAAUGCCAACAAGCCCUGGCGGAACUGGAGAGUGUCUUCAGUCACCUGGAGGGCCUCUUUGCCCGAACCCUGGUACCACGAGUGCUGAUCCUCCUUGGGGGCAGUGCCCUAAGCCCCAAGGAGUUCUACGAACUUGACCUGUCCCGGCUGGCUCCCUACAGUGUGGACCAGAGCCUGAAUACAGCAGCCUGUUUGCGCCGGCUCUUCCGGGCCAUUUUCCUGGCUGACGCCUUUAGCGAGCUGCAGGCCCCACCGCUCAUGGGCACCAUCGUCAUGGCUCAGGGGCACCGUGACUGUGGAGAAGAUUGGUUUCGACCCAAGCUCAACUACCGCGUGCCCAGCCGCGGCCACAAACUGACCGUGAGCCUGUCCUGCGGCAGGCCUUCCGACCCAACAGUGGCUUCGGACGAUUACAUCUGGUUCCAGGCCCCAGUGACGCUGAAAGGCUUCCACGAGUGACGGAGGACGCUUCCUCAUCCUGGAAACGGAUGGCCGAAUGGCCCGGCUCCCUUCGGCACCGAGCCACCCGACUCUCGCUUGGAGCUGGCGUUGCUUCCCGGUGAGAGGGGAAGGCACUGUCCUGGCUGCCUCCCCUCCUCACACUUCCGGGGGGCUGACGGUGUGUGGCUAGGACCAUGGUAAUCAUCCCUGAGCUACAGCUUGUUGAAUCAAAGGUUGCUUUUCCCAGAGGGUGCUGGGUCAGGUGUUUCUGUUUGGGCUUGCAGAGCAAAGCCGGGUCCAGAGAGGGACACUCCUAUGGAGGCGGCCCUUCUCUGCUUGCUUGUCGUGUCCUUGCAGAGUUUUUACUGGGGAUGUAAAGGUGGAUGCAACUCAUGAACUUAAAUACAAAACAGAUGGAUUCAGAGUAAA
This is a messenger RNA of Oryctolagus cuniculus (rabbit), 1332 nucleotides long. RefSeq names its product MAD2L1 binding protein (gene MAD2L1BP). Lineage: Eukaryota; Metazoa; Chordata; Mammalia; Lagomorpha; Leporidae. Gene Ontology annotation, biological process: regulation of exit from mitosis. Gene Ontology annotation, cellular component: nucleus. The record is from RefSeq and is a predicted model, not a curated record.